GCUGCUGAGGCCGGAGCAGAGGACCACGGAGCCCGGGAGCAGGAAGGCGGCGUUCAGGCCGAUUCGCGUCGGGCCGCUGGGAGAGCUCCCUUCAGACCAGCGGGUCGGGGGAACAACGGGCCAGGCUUCCGGGGAGAGGGCCCGCACCACCUCGCGGGCACCGGCCUCCUCCAUUUUUCCCGUUUCUGCGUGGAGCGUUUUAGCAUGUUUUUGAAUGAAUGAAUGUCACCGGAUCUCUUUCCAGUCUCACACCCCGUCAGCCUCUUGGGGGGUGGCAUGGCAUAGUGAGAAGAGUGCUAAGUUGUUGGGAGACCUGGGUUUUUCCCCAAGACUCUGAAAGAGGACAGCAUUCCCAAUGUCCCAGUUUAAGCGCCAGCGGAUCAACCCACUUCCAGGGGGACGCAACUUCUCAGGCGCAGCUUCAACAUCUCUUCUGGGCCCUCCUCCUGGUUUGCUUACUCCUCCUGUGGCCACAGACCUGUCCCAAAGUGCCAGGCACCUUCAGGGUGGAGAAAAGCAACGGGUUUUCACCGGCAUUGUUACCAGUUUGCAUGACUACUUUGGGGUGGUGGAUGAAGAGGUCUUUUUUCAGCUAAGUGUGGUGAAGGGCCGACUGCCCCAGCUGGGUGAGAAAGUGCUGGUGAAGGCUGCAUACAACCCAGGCCAGGCAGUGCCCUGGAAUGCUGUCAAGGUGCAAACACUCUCCAACCAGCCCUUACUGAAGUCCCCAGCACCUCCCCUUCUGCAUGUGGCCGCCCUGGGCCAGAAGCAAGGAAUCCUGGGAGCACAGCCCCAGUUGAUCUUCCAGCCUCACCGGAUUCCCCCGCUUUUUCCUCAGAAGCCUCUGAGUCUGUUCCAAACAUCCCACACACUUCACCUGAGCCACCUGAACAGAUUUCCUGCUCGGGGCCCUCAUGGACGACUGGAUCAGGGCCGAAGUGAUGACUAUGACUCCAAGAAACGCAAACAGCGGGCUGGUGGAGAGCCUUGGGGUGCUAAGAAACCAAGGCAUGACCUGCCACCUUACCGGGUCCAUCUUACUCCCUAUACUGUGGACAGCCCCAUCUGUGACUUCCUAGAACUCCAGCGCCGUUAUCGCAGCCUCCUGGUCCCCUCAGAUUUUUUGUCUGUGCAUCUGAGCUGGCUGUCAGCUUUCCCUCUGAGUCAGCCCUUUUCCCUCCAUCAUCCGAGCCGGAUCCAGGUCUCUUCAGAAAAGGAGGCAGCUCCAGACACUGGUGCUGAGCCUAGCCCUGCAGACAGUGACCCUACUUAUAGUUCCAAGGUACUGCUGCUCUCCUCCCCGGGCCUGGAGGAGCUGUAUCGUUGCUGCAUGCUCUUUGUGGAUGACAUGGCUGAGCCAAGGGAGACGCCAGAGCAUCCUCUGAAGCAGAUAAAGUUUUUGCUGGGUCGGAAAGAAGAAGAGGCAGUGCUGGUUGGGGGUGAGUGGUCUCCUUCCCUGGAUGGCCUCGACCCUCAGGCUGAUCCGCAGGUGCUGGUGCGCACAGCCAUCCGCUGUGCGCAAGCCCAGACUGGCAUUGACUUGAGCACCUGCACCAAGUGGUGGCGCUUUGCUGAGUUUCAGUACUUGCAGCCGGGACCGCCCCGGCGGCUGCACACAGUGGUGGUGUACCUGCCAGACAUCUGGACCAUCAUGCCCACUUUGGAGGAGUGGGAGGCUCUAUGCCAGCAGAAGGCCGCAGAGGCAGCUCCCCCAACCCAGGAGGUGGCAGGGGAAGCAGAGUCUACCGAACAGGCCCCUGAUGCAUCGGAGCAAGCAGCAGACACUUCUAAACAGAAUGCUGAGACUCCAGAGGCUACUGCACAGCAGGAAAUGGACACUGAUCUCCCAGAGGCUCCUCCACCCCCUCUGGAACCAGCUGUCAUGGCACAUCCUGGCUGUGUAAACCUCUCCCUCCAUGGGAUUGUGGAGGAUCGGAGACCAAAAGAAAGGAUCUCUUUUGAGGUGAUGGUGUUGGCUGAGCUGUUUCUGGAGAUGCUGCAGAGGGAUUUUGGCUAUAGGAUUUAUAAGAUGCUACUGAGCCUUCCUGAAAAGGUUGUGACCGCCCCUGAACCUGAGAAGGAGGAGGCGGCCAAAGAGGAAGUGGUCAAGGAGGAGGAAGCUGUCAAGGAGGAGGUGGCCAAGGAGUCCAAGGAUGAGGUACAGAAUGAGGGCACGGCUGCCGAGUCAGACACCCCAUUGAAGGAGGAUGGACUUUUGCCCAAACCACCCUCUUCUGGGGGUGAGGAGGAAGAGAAGACCCGGGGUGAGACAUCCGAGGACCUGUGUGAGAUGGCCCUGGACCCAGAGCUGCUACUUCUGAGGGAUGAUGGGGAGGAGGAGUUUGCAGGAGCAAAGCUAGAGGACUCGGAAGUCCGAUCUGUUGCCUCAAACCAGUCAGAGAUGGAAUUUUCCUCACUUCAGGACAUGCCUAAGGAGCUGGACCCAUCUGCUGUGCUUCCCUUGGACUGUCUUCUAGCUUUUGUGUUCUUUGAUGCCAACUGGUGUGGCUAUCUGCACCGGCGGGACUUGGAGAGGGUCCUUCUUACCCUGGGGAUUCGGCUCAGUGCAGAACAGGCCAAGCAGCUGGUCAGCAGGGUGGUGACACAAAACAUUUGCCAGUACCGGAGCCUCCAGUACAGCCGCCCUGAAGUGGUGGAUGGUGGGCUUCCUGAGGAGGUGCUCUUUGGAAACCUGGAUCUGCUGCCUCCUUCUGGGAAGAGUACAAAGCCAGGUGCUGCUCCCACGGAACACAAAGGCCUGGUGCCCCAUAAUGGCAGCCUGAUCAACGUGGGGAGCCUGCUGCAACGUGCAGAGCAGCAGGACAGUGGCCGGCUCUACCUGGAAAACAAGAUUCAUACACUGGAACUGAAGCUGGAGGAGAGCCAUAACCGUUUCUCAGCCACUGAAGUGACGAAUAAGACACUGGCGGCAGAGAUGCAGGAGCUGCGGGCCCGGCUGGCUGAGGCGGAGGAGACAGCUCGGGCAGCUGAACGGCAGAAGAGCCAGCUUCAGCGGCUGCUGCAGGAGUUCCGCAGGCGCCUGACCCCGCUGCAGCUUGAGAUGCAGCGGAUGGUUGAAAAGGCCGAUAGCUGGGUAGAGAAGGAAGAGCCAGCACCUAGCAACUGAGGGACUUUGCUCAGGAGUGGCCGUCCUGUGAGGUCAGCGGUGGAGCCUGAUGACGUUAGAGCCCUUUUGGUACCAGAGAGCAGCUGGAGCAGGGCUGGGAGCCUCAGGCAGGGGUGGCUGAGCCCUGUACUCAGCCUCUGCAGGGGAUGCCAAGCCAUCAGGGUGGGGUCUGUGCUAUGUGGGUGGAUGUGUGAGGAACCCCAGUUCCAGCUACAACUAAAUAUAACAUCUUUUGCACCCCUAGAAUGUCAUUUUGCCCUCAACCUUGGAAUUUCUCCCAGGGCCCUUGUAGUCUUGUGCUGUCUCCUGUCCUCUUUCAGAUUAGAGUGAGACAGGGGAGGAAAAGGCUUUUCAAGCCUGUGACAAGGUCUGAUGCUAGUAAACUGAAGAAACAGUCAUGGAGUCUGGUGGGGGCUAAGAAAACCCCUUCCUUUGGAUGGCACAAGUCCUAUAGGUUCCAGGCGCAGACUCCUGGGGGGCUCUGGUGGCCGUCGUGGGAAUGGAGUCUAAGCUAGAAAGCUCUCGGUGUUGGGCCGGGAGUGCCAAUAGAACACUGUGUUCCAGCCACCCCAGACUCGCCAGAAGAAACCAGCACCUCCUUCCCCGGCUCCUGUGUUCAGAAUGUGGUAUUGGCUCUGGCCCAGCCUUUUUCCCUGUUACCCAUAAUUCUCGCCUCUUUCCAUAAUCCGUGGUUUCAGUUUGACUUUGUAUAUAAAGUUGGUUUUUUUUUUUUUUUUU
Molecule: messenger RNA, 3865 nt
Organism: Sciurus carolinensis (gray squirrel)
Lineage: Eukaryota; Metazoa; Chordata; Mammalia; Rodentia; Sciuridae
Gene: Ccar2
Product: cell cycle and apoptosis regulator 2
Exons: 21
Coding region: 356-3127 (923 amino acids)
Biological process (GO): regulation of DNA-templated transcription; RNA splicing
Cellular component (GO): nucleus; DBIRD complex
Molecular function (GO): RNA polymerase II complex binding
Source: RefSeq, a predicted model, not a curated record